AUGGGAAUCUUAGCGAUAAACAAGGAAAGAGAGAUCACAGUAAGCAUAAUGAGCUUCAAGAAAGAAAUAAAUUUCAAUGAUUUCUAUAAGCCUGAUCAGUUAGAUGAUGUUACUACUGAAGAAUCUACAAGCUGGAAGAGAAGGAAGGUGGGAAAUUUGAAGCUCCAAACUACAUUCUCAUUCAAAUGCCUAGUUUCAGAGAAUUCUGCUUCAAAACAGGAACUUGAGGACUUGUUCAAUAGACUAAAGCGCACAGUUUUGUUACCAAAACUAGAACCAAUGUUUUCUCCAAAGUCCUUUGCAGAGCUUGAUGCAGCUGCGGUAAAGCUACAGAAAGUUUACAAGAGUUACAGGACUAGAAGAAAUCUAGCAGAUUGUGCAGUUGUUUGCGAGGAGCUAUGGUGGAAGGCUUCAGUGUUGACUACUUUUAACAGGUUCUCUACAUCAUAUUUUGAGACUGAUAAAUCCGAUACAGCUAUUUCAAAAUGGGCAAGAGCUAGGAUGUUGGCUGCUGAGGUGGGAAAAGUUUUGUCCAAGGAUGAUAAGGCGCAGAAAUUAGCUCUAAGGCAUUGGCUUGAAGCUAUUGAUCCACGCCAUCGUUAUGGGCACAACUUGCAUUUCUACUAUGAUGUCUGGUUUCAUAGCCAGAGUCCUCAGCCUUUUUUCUACUGGUUGGAUGUUGGAGAUGGAAAAGAAGUAAAUCUUGAGACAAGUCCAAGAAGGGAAUUGCAGAGGCAGCGCAUAAAGUAUCUUGGACCCAAAGAGAGGGAAGCAUAUGAAGUGAUUGUGGAGGGGGGAAGGCUUAUUUAUAGACAAAGCAAGGACCUUGUACACACUACUGAGGGGUCCAAGUGGAUUUUUGUUCUUAGCUCAUCUAGAACUUUGUACAUUGGGCAGAAGAAGAAAGGCCAAUUUCAGCACUCCAGUUUUCUAGCUGGUGGUGCUACCAUUGCAUCCGGAAGAUUGGUUGCCCAUAAUGGAGUUCUUGAUGUUAUAUGGCCCUAUAGUGGUCAUUACCGUCCAACAGAGAAGAAUUUUAUGGAAUUCAUUUGCUUCUUGGAGGAACAUAAUGUGGAUAUGACAAAUGUAAAGAAAUAUCCAGUGGAUGAUGAUGUUCCACCUUCUAAACCUGUCGAUGAGGAGAUGCAGUUUGAGUACAUAGAAGGUAAUGUGGGUUCAAGUGACUCUGCCACUGCCAAUAACUAUGGUAAAAAAAAUAUGGGUCACUUUGGUAGCAAUGUGGAAGCUUCACUUAAAGAGAGUAAGCCAAUGUCAAGCAAGUGGACAACUGGAGUUGGUCCUAGGAUUGGUUGUGUGAGAGAGUACCCUACAAAAUUCCAACUUCAGGCACUUGAGCUUCUCAAUCUAUCACCUAGAGUUGUCAACCGUGGAACAUUUACAGGCAAACCACCCAUUCCCUCUCCGAGGCCUAGUCCAAAAGUUCAUGUGUCACCUGGGCUUGUAAACAUGGGACAUCAUAGCCCAAGGGUACAUGUUUCUCCUUUUUAG
Messenger RNA from Gastrolobium bilobum, 1509 nucleotides. Its product is annotated as IQ domain-containing protein IQM1-like. Lineage: Eukaryota; Viridiplantae; Streptophyta; Magnoliopsida; Fabales; Fabaceae. The transcript is spliced from 8 exons. Bases 1 to 1509 code for a protein of 502 amino acids. The record is from RefSeq and is a predicted model, not a curated record.